AUGAACAGUUCAGACUGUUAUAUAGGUAGUACAAAUGCAAAACUAUUACGUCCACCAAUGACGAGUAUUUUAUCUAAAUCAGAAUAUAAUAUAGGUUCAACACCCUUAAUAAAUAAUUCUACUACAUAUUAUGAUACUCAAAAUAUUUCUGUACAACGCUUCUUUACUAAUGAGAAUUUUGCAAGGGAUCAACAUUUAGGUAAGCAUCAAGUUAUGGCACCUCCUCAACCUACUUCAACAUCUCUAUUCCAAUCUGUAAAUUUGAAUAAAUGGCCUUUUAUACCACAAAAUUCAGAUCCAAUAUUGAAUUUACCUGUGCAGAAUACUGCAAAUUUGAUUACACCAAUUAACAUGCAACCUAAAAUCCCACAACGUUUUUCGUCUUAUACAGAUUCAUAUGCUGCAAAUUCACAAGUACAGCCUCAGUUAAUGAUGCAAUAUCCAUAUAAUAUACCUUAUUUAGGACAAAUGUCCUCAGAAUCUUCUUUAGGGGGAUAUCCAAUGUUUCAGAGAAAUCCAUAUACAGCAAAUAAUCAAACUUAUCCUUUUACUAAUACUUCCCAUAAUCACAUAAAUACUACGAAUUUAUUUCCAAAUAUGAUCCAAAUACCAAGAAACCCUCAAAUUUCUGGAUUACAACCUCAAGUACCUCAAUUAUCUACUUCUAUACCUAAACAAACUAGUAGAUUUCCUCAAACUUCAUAUACUUUAAAUAAUAAUAUAUCUACAAAUUAUACAACAUAUUUACCUUUUACAGAUGAUAAUACACUUAUGGAUAUAUCUUUUAAUAACCCUCACAAAAAUGAUAGAAUUAUAGAUUUUGUGAGAAAUAUCACAGAUAAUUCAUGUCAAGUAUCUGAUAGAAUAGAUGUUUCACUCAAAUAUAAUGAAGUGACCCAACCAAAAAUUGGAGGUGCAACAAUUAAAGGUUUUAAGCCUACUCUUUCUAUUGGUAAUCAAGAUCGAGCUAUUUUAAUGGAAUAUGGUCCAAGAGCAUCAGCUUAUGCUGUUUUUGAUGGACAUGGUCCUCAGGGAGAUAUAAUUGCAGAAUAUGUUUGUAAUCACUUUACAAGUGCUCUAAAUCAACUCUUAAAUCCAUAUAAAUUUGCAACUUGUCAACAGAUGGAACCUCCAACUCGUCAGCAGAUGCGAAAUUACUUUUCUGUUUUAUUUCAUAAUAUGGAUGCUGAAAUUUCUGAAUUUCGUUCUGGGAUUUCACUUUGGAGUGGUUGUACAGCUGCUCUAUGUGUUAGGCUUGAUAGAGAUAUACAUAUAGCCUGGGCGGGUGAUUCUAGGGUUGUAUUAUAUCGCAUGUAUGCAUCUAAACCUGAGACAAUUUCUACAGAUGACAAUUCAUUAAAUAUUUCAUGGUGGACUACUUCAGAUCAUAUUCCAAAUCGUCCAGAUGAAUUAGCACGUAUACAUCAAUUUGGAGCAUCAGUUGUAGUUUAUCCUACACCAUGGCUUAAUAAAUCUACUACUAGAAUUAGAGAACAUGGAAUUGCAAUGAGUAGAUCUUUUGGAGAUAAAGCAGGUAGCCAAUAUGGUGUAAUUUGUAUACCUGAUAUGGCGACAAUCUCCCUUGAUAUGUGUGCUAAAAAGGAACCUGCAUAUGGUAUAGAUAAGUGGAUAGUAGUUGUAGCUUCUGAUGGAAUAUGGGAUUCUUUAUCUGAAGAGGAAGUAGGUUACUACAUAUGGAAAAACCUAGUUUUAAGAAAAGAUAUAUCUAAUCAAUCUAUAUUGACUGAUGAUGAUGUUUGGAAGGUAUCUCAUGAUAUUGCAAAGGAAGCAUGGGUAUUUAGAGCUACAGUUGAAAAUUACAGUGAUGAUACAACAAUCAUUAUUUCAGUACUGUAA
Messenger RNA from Cryptosporidium muris RN66, 1857 nucleotides. RefSeq names its product protein phosphatase 2C, putative. Gene Ontology annotation, biological process: protein dephosphorylation. NCBI's taxonomy places the organism in Eukaryota, Apicomplexa, Conoidasida, Eucoccidiorida, Cryptosporidiidae. Gene Ontology annotation, molecular function: protein serine/threonine phosphatase activity. Bases 1 to 1857 code for a protein of 618 amino acids. The transcript has a single exon. The record is from RefSeq and is a predicted model, not a curated record.